Molecule: messenger RNA, 462 nt
Organism: Dipodomys spectabilis (banner-tailed kangaroo rat)
Lineage: Eukaryota; Metazoa; Chordata; Mammalia; Rodentia; Heteromyidae
Gene: Ndufa5
Product: NADH:ubiquinone oxidoreductase subunit A5
Exons: 5
Coding region: 44-394 (116 amino acids)
Biological process (GO): respiratory electron transport chain
Source: RefSeq, a predicted model, not a curated record
CCAGAGGGCUUUGCGGCCUGGCUCCCUUGAGGCGCGCUCCGUCAUGGCGGGUGUGCUGAAGAAGACCACUGGCCUGGUGGGCUUGGCUGUGUGCGACACUCCGCACGAUAGGCUAACAAUAUUGUACACAAAGAUUCUUGAUGUCCUCGAACUACUCCCUAAAAAUGUAGCAUACAGAAAAUACACAGAACAGAUUACAAAUGAGAGACUCAAUAUGGUUAAAGCCGAACCAGAUGUUAACAAAUUAGAAGACAAACUUCAGGGAGGCCAACUAGAAGAGGUUAUUCUUCAGGCUGAAAAGGAGCUAAGUCUGGCAAGAAAAAUGUUAGACUGGAAACCAUGGGAGCCAUUAGUGGAAGAGCCUCCUGCCAACCAGUGGAAAUGGCCAAUAUAAGCAUCGUUAAAAACCUUUGAUGGGCUAAUGGGAAACUAAUGUAAUUAAAUGUUCUGUUAAAUUAAAAA